AUGCUGGCUUCUUACGUAUCAGUUCUAACGAUCGUAGCGUUCUCCCUGGAGCGUUACCUGGCAAUCUGUCAUCCUCUGCAUCUCUACGCCAUGGCAGGGCUUGGAAGAGCGUUGAAGAUUGUGGCCGCUUUAUGGCUUGUGUCACUCCUGGCAGCAUCGCCCUUCGCUGUUUAUACCACCGUCAGCUAUCAUGACUAUCCACUUGGUUCUGGAAACGCAUCCCUGGAUUCGGCAUUCUGCGCGAUGCUGGAGCAGCCUUCUUGGUACCUCUGUGAGCUGAGCAGCCUGUUAUUCUUCAUCUUACCCGGCAUCAUCAUCCUGGGUCUCUACGUGCGCAUGGGACUCCGAAUUAGGGCCUACAAUUUAUCUAAUUUCAAUCCGGCCCAGUCACAAAAUCCGGGGCCGGAGCCAACCUAG
Arctia plantaginis is the source of this 417-nucleotide messenger RNA. Lineage: Eukaryota; Metazoa; Arthropoda; Insecta; Lepidoptera; Erebidae. The record is from the annotation of a GenBank genome assembly.